This is a messenger RNA of Labrus bergylta (ballan wrasse), 710 nucleotides long. The record is from RefSeq and is a predicted model, not a curated record. Lineage: Eukaryota; Metazoa; Chordata; Actinopteri; Labriformes; Labridae.
AACCUAUCGUAUAACGUUUCUUCUUGAUUUAACUUUUAACCUGUGCGGACUUAACUCUCUUCAGUCCUUGAUGCACUGUAAAUAAGCAGACAACUAAAAGUCAACAGAUGGAGGCCAUAAAAAGUCUGCUUGGAUUUGAGUGGAUGGACGGAAUAAGUAUUGUGAUAUUUCUGUGUGUUUUUGUGCUGUUGGCUGAUAUUUUGAAGAACAGAGUCCCAUCAAACUUUCCUCCUGGACCGUGGGCUCUCCCAUUGAUCGGAGACCUUCAUCGCAUCAAAGCCAGCAGGAUCCACGUGCAGCUCUCAGAGUUUGCAGAGAAAUAUGGAAAGAUUUUCAGCCUGCGGCUCUUUGGUGGAAGAGUUGUGGUCAUCAAUGGAUACAAGCUUGUGAGAGAGGCCCUGGUCCAAAAAGGGGGAGGACUAUGUCGAUCGCCCCGUCAUACCUAUUUUUUGUGCAAUGAUGGGGGACAAGGGUCUGGUGAUGUCAAACAGCAAUCCAUGGAAGCAACAGAGGAGAUUCGCUCUUCACACUCUCAGGAACUUUGGAGUGGGCAAGAAGACCCUGGAGCCAUCCAUCCAGCAGGAGAGCCAAUAUCUCACUGAGGCUUUUGCCAAUCACAAAGGACAGCCUAUGAAUGCUCAGCCACUGAUAAUCAGUGCUGUGUCCAACAUUAUCAACUGCCUUGUGUUUGGACAUCGCUACGAGUACAC